Paraphaeosphaeria sporulosa is the source of this 1458-nucleotide messenger RNA. RefSeq names its product MFS general substrate transporter. NCBI's taxonomy places the organism in Eukaryota, Fungi, Ascomycota, Dothideomycetes, Pleosporales, Didymosphaeriaceae. The coding region runs from base 1 to 1458 and encodes 485 amino acids. The transcript is spliced from 6 exons. Gene Ontology annotation, biological process: transmembrane transport. Gene Ontology annotation, cellular component: membrane. The record is from RefSeq and is a predicted model, not a curated record. Gene Ontology annotation, molecular function: transmembrane transporter activity.
AUGGCUGUUACCUCGUACCCCUCCGACCUUGAGAAAAACUCGUCAGUGCAGAUGGACGAUGUCGUGCUUAACGAGAAAGAUCUCAAAUCGUCUGCUGCAGUUGAGGGCGGUGACUACAGUGGUGCAGUCGCCAAAACUGAUCCUGCGGAGAUUGCACUGGUGCGCAAGUUGGACUUCCGCAUCAUGCCGGCUCUGUUCUGCUUGUACUUCCUGAACAAGCUUGAUCAGAAUGCUAUCGCGAAUGCUAGAUUGAAUGGAUUGGAGAAGGAUCUAGGACUGAAGAAAACACAGUACAACACAUGCAUCUCCAUUCUCUACGUCGGAUAUUUGUUCGCCCAGAUACCCUCGAACAUGUUGAUGUCCUCCAAAAAGGUCCGCCCAUCGCUUUACAUGGCCCUCUGCGCUGGAAUCUGGGGAGCCGUUGCUUGCUUAACAGCAGUGGUGAAGAACUACACCGGACUCGUCCUCGUUCGAUUUUUCCUAGGGUUCGUAGAAGCGCCCUUCUACCCUGGCGCAUUGUACAUCUUGUCCUUGUUCUACACGCGCAAAGAGAUCGCUACACGGGUGUCGAUUCUCUAUGCCGGAAAUAUUUUUGCAGUCUCUUUCGCAGGACUUAUCGCAGCCGCUGUCUUUGCUACCCUGGAUGACAAGCAUGGAAUGCACGGAUGGCAAUGGCUCUUCAUCAUUGAAGGUCUCGUCACGAUUGGUGUGGCUAUUAUCUGCGUCUUCCUUCUCCCGGAUGAGCCUCUUACCACCCGCUGGCUCACACCUGAGGAGCGACAGCUUGCCCAUGACCGUAUGCACAGGGACACGGUCGGCGCAGAGCAGGGUAAGGGAGCGCGCGCUGGCUUCAUGCAGGCUCUUCGCGACCCAAGGCUCUAUUUGUUCGUUUUCAUGCAGAACAUGCACCUGAGCGCAACAUCCUUCAACCAGGUAGUUGUGUCAUCGCUUGGCUUCACCACGACAAUCACGCUUGUACUCACCGCGCCUCCUUCCCUAGUUGCAGGUGUCGUUGGUAUUGCAGUGGGCAUUUCAUCUGGAAAGUUCAACGAGCGCACGUGGCAUAUCUCCGCGAUGAUGGGACUCGCGACCGUAGGUUUCGUCAUCAGUGCCGUCACACUCAAUGUCGCCGCACGCUACAUUUCGUGCUUCCUCUUCGCUUCUGGUGUAUACUCUGUCAACUCCGUCAUCCUGGGCUGGGUCUCCGGCACGCUCGGUCAAACGCCCGAGAAAAAGGCCGUCUCGCUUUCCAUGGUCAACAUGGUCUCCAUGGCUAGUUUCAUCUACACGCCAUACCUGUACCCGAAGAGCGACGGGCCCAAGUACGUGAUAGCGAUGAGCGCCAAUGCUUCGUUUGCCUUUGCUACAGUGGCCGCGGCGUGGGCUAUGAGAGUCUGGCUGCAGACACAGAACAGGAGGCUGAAGCGCGAGGGCGGAAAUGUGUACUAUGCCUACUAA